UAAGUCGCUGUCUCUUGAUUCUCAUUUUUCGAUCACCGUUUUAUAAGUAGCUAAAGAGCGCACUCUACGCUCUAUUCCCAUUCUUCAAUUCUGUGAAGUAGAUGAGAGGUUCUACAAUGGCUUUUCUUCGUAGAGGUUUUGCUGCCGAGAAGAGAGGUACUGUAACAACUUCACUCUCUUUUCUCUCUUCAUCUUUUCAUAAUCUCAGCCACAAAAGUAGGCCCUUUUCGCCUAAGCCCAGAAUAGAUUUCAGUUGUAUUCAUGACGUAGAUGAUGCUGUUUUCUUGUUUCGUCAAAUGCUCAGAAUGCGCCCGCAGCCUUGUGUUGUUGAGUUUAAUAAACUAUUGACUUCUGUUGUCAAGAUGAAAAAAUACUCUGUUACCCUUAAUGUAUUCGACGAAAUGCGUCAAUCGGGUGCUCCUGUAGACGAGUAUACAUUGACUAUCGUGAUUAAUUGCUAUUGCCUUCUCAAUCGAGUAGACUUUGGAUUUGCUAUCUUGGGCAGUUUCUUCAAGUGCGGUUACAAGCCAGAUGUCACUACUUUCAACACACUUAUAAAAGGGCUCUUUUUAGGUGAUAAAGUCGUCGAGGCAGAAAAAUUAUUCAAAAAGUUAUUGACGCUGAAAAUCUGUGAACCUGAUGAAGUUACUAUUCUUACUGUGAUAAAUGGGCUAUGCAAAGCUGGACACACUCUCACUGCAUAUGAUUUGCUUGGGUUAUUUGAAAAGACAAGCUUCAAACCUGAUCUACAAGGAUUAUUUUGUGCAGGUAGAUGUGCUGAUGGAUUGAAGCUUUUCAAAGAUAUGCACACUCAUCAACUAAUUCCCGAUGUAGUGACUUACAAUACCUUAUUGAAUGGCUUGUGCAUGAACAAGCAUAUUGAUGAAGCAUUUUCUUUCCUACACAUAAUGGAAGAACAAGGUGUUAAUCCUGACAUAACUACAUAAAGUAUACUCAUCCAUGGAUCAUGCAAGGAUGGAAAACUUGAGAUUGCAAGAGAUCUUUUUAAUAGCCUCCCUUCCAAAGGUUUUCAACCCAGUAUUCAGAUAUAUACAACCAUUAUUGGUUCACUAUAUGAAGAAGGACACAUAGAGGAGGCAAAAUGUUUGCUUGUGGAAAUGGAAAAAAGUGGUUGUGCACCUGGUAGUGUGACAUAUAAUGUCUGUAUCCAGGGUCUGCUUAAAAGAAAGUUGCUUGCCGAGGCGAAGGUGCUCUUGGAUGAAAUGCACAGGCGAGGAUUCUCACCUGAUUCAACUACUGUGUCUCUGCUCCUUGAUCAACCGCAAGACGAAGAUAUUAUUUGUAUGAAAGUUUUGAUAAGUGCUAACGUGUGGUUGAUCAAGUACAGUACACUCAUCCAUGGAUUGUGCAAGGAUGGAAAAUUUGAGAUUGCAAGAGAUCUUUUUAAUAAGCUUCCUUCCAAAGGUUUGCAACCCAAUAAUCGGAUAUAUACGACCAUUGUUGGUUCACUAUAUCAAGAAGGACAAAUAGAUGAGGCAAAAUGUUUGCUUGUGGAAAUGGAAAAAAGUGGUUGUGCACCUGAUAGUGUAACAUAUAACGUCUGUAUCCAGGGUCUGCUUAAAAGAAAGUUGCUUGCCGAGGCAAAGACAUUCUUGGAUGAAAUGUAUAGACAAGGAUUCUCACCCGAUGCAACUACUGUGUCUAUGUUGCUUGAUCAACUAUUCCUCUGAAAGUACUGAUAAGUGCUAACUUCUCAUGUAUGCUACAGCAUGUUCAUUUUUAUUCAUCAAAUUUUAUGUUUGAACUCUACAGUCAAAUGAAACUGUUUGGAGGUGUUAAUUGUAUCU
Sesamum indicum (sesame) is the source of this 1808-nucleotide messenger RNA. Lineage: Eukaryota; Viridiplantae; Streptophyta; Magnoliopsida; Lamiales; Pedaliaceae. The record is from RefSeq and is a predicted model, not a curated record.